Molecule: messenger RNA, 726 nt
Organism: Parnassius apollo (apollo)
Lineage: Eukaryota; Metazoa; Arthropoda; Insecta; Lepidoptera; Papilionidae
Source: the annotation of a GenBank genome assembly
AUGUGUACAAAAUGGCGUCACAGAAUAUCAAGCGCGUUUCUAAACUGUGUGCUGAUGAGGAGAUUUAAGAUAGCAGUCAGGAAGUGGCGGAGAAUGCGCCUCUUCCGAAAAAGGGAUGAUCUAUCUACGAGCCGUCAACAGUCAAAUGACCAAGCACCGUCGACAUCUGGUACUCCUGCACACUUGGCCCGCCCCGUGCCCACAGACCCGCUACUGGAACCAGAUGAAGGUCAAAGACUGAGGGAACAACAACUUAGACAAUAUGCAUUCUUCCAACUGAGGAUACAUCUGAAGAGGGGCCAAAACCUAGUAGCCAUGGAUAAAAACGGUUUGUUAUCAGGCACCAGUGACCCCUACGUGAAGUUCAAGGCCGGGGGCAGACUGCUCCAUAAGUCGAAGAUCGUGCAUAGGGAUCUUAAUCCAGUUUGGGACGAGUGUUUUACGGUACCGAUCGAGGACCCGUUCGUUCCGAUACAGCUUAAGGUGUUCGAUUACGAUUGGGGUUUGCAAGACGACUUCAUGGGCUCCUGUUACCUCGACCUCACAGCAUUAGAACUAGGCCGCACUCAAGACCUAGUCCUCUGUCUUCGGGACCCCAACAAACCGAAUCAAGAUAUGGGGGAGAUUGUUCUGAACGUCACCUUGUGGCCGAAGUCGCAAGAAGACAAAGAGCAGGAAAUAAGCUUACCUCGCUCCCAGCUAGCUCUGGUGAGGGUAAAACUUUAA